This is a messenger RNA of Pestalotiopsis fici W106-1, 2013 nucleotides long. RefSeq lists its product as uncharacterized. Gene Ontology annotation, biological process: regulation of transcription by RNA polymerase II. The record is from RefSeq and is a predicted model, not a curated record. Gene Ontology annotation, molecular function: transcription coregulator activity. Bases 1 to 2013 code for a protein of 670 amino acids. NCBI's taxonomy places the organism in Eukaryota, Fungi, Ascomycota, Sordariomycetes, Amphisphaeriales, Sporocadaceae. The transcript is spliced from 2 exons. Gene Ontology annotation, cellular component: mediator complex.
AUGGCCACUCCUAUGCGACACGCGCCUUCUCAGCAGGGUAGAACUCCUUCGCAAAUGCCAGGUGCCGCCCCGACGCCGCCUGUCUCGACGCCUUUUUCCAACUCGCUGGCCGCCUUUUCGCCCUCGCAGGGCUCCAAGACGUCUCCGCAAGCCUUCAAGAAGUCGCCCGCAACAUCGCACCACCUCAAGAAUGCAUCAGAUGGUCCGGGCGCUGUCAACUUUGACAGUCCAUCGGCAACCGCUGCCCUGGGCGCCCUCGGCAUUCAUGACUUGGGGCUGGACAAUAUCAGCGUGGGAGGUAUGGGCAUGGGUCGAUCCGACGAGGAUGACCGCAAGAGAAGGAUGAACACCAUUGUGGCCAUGGUAAAGGCUGUCGGUACGGGGAGGGUAAGCAAUGAAGGCCUCGAGAGGCUAGCUCGUUCUAUUGGACUCGAGUGUCUCUGGGAAGAUAACAUCGCCGGAGGCCCCAAGUCAAAGACCUUGUUCAUCGCUGGCACAGGAUUGACGUUGGAGAUUGUCAUUACGAAUCACAUUGUCGAGAAUGUCCAUCUGACAUUCCCCGAGUGCGCGCCUGGCGUGCAGGAGCAUGUGGGAAGGGCUGCCGAUGUUCUCUUGAGAGAUCUCAAGCUGCAACCCGGCGAAUGGGCUCUUACCAAGACCCUCGAAAAGUUCUCGCCCAACCUAGAGCGCAUCGCCGCUCCGGAUAGGCUUAGCGUUUUGCCCACCCUGAAUUGCUACGACGCCAUUGACGGAAUUUACCAAAGCUUGCUCAAAAUCUUCAACUGGGAUGUUGCCAAGCUGAAAGAAGACCCGAAGUUGCAAGGCCGAUCGGAUGACUACAUCAAAGUGGCCGCUCUUUGCUCCAGACACGGAUGUCCUCAAAUGCACGUUCGAGACAGGAUUGGCCUGAGCCUGGAUUACUGGAAGGAGUGGAGGAGGUUUCCCACGACAACCAUUGAGACCACCGAGAAAGAGGGCCCAAAGACGUGGAGCAUCAUGAUCGAGUGUGCCCCAAAGAACAACCUGGCGUUUAUGCCCAUACGGGUGUCGCAUCAGUGGAUAUCUGACAGCAUCGAGAAGGACGCCACUGCCGAAGAUAUGGUGCUUUCGAAUGGUGGUCCAAUCUUGGACUGGCAGGAGCCAGAGAACAUUCUCUUACCUGCCGGUGCUGGUGAGAAGCCUGAAGGAUCAAUUGGUCCCGAGCCUCGGCUCCCCGAUGUGAUUUUCAUGGCAGUUUUUGACCCACCACUCAUCGUGUCCUCUGGUGUCGCCGCACAGAUUUACAACAUAGCAGGAUUACAGCAGCCAGGCGUGAGUAGUAGCACGUUUGACGCCUUGGUCUUCCCUAUACCUCAAGGAGUAGCUUAUGAUCCGACAGAGUCCCGGAUCAUCACCCACACGCAACCAAUUAUGCUGUCUGGGACUUCCAAAUCAGGUCACAAGAUUCGCCUGCACCGCAAUACCCUGAACACGGAUCGUGCCGUGUAUGGCGAGUUGCUAACCAGAGUGCCGUUUCAACAUCCACGCCAGUUAUUGGAGAUGCUCCCUUUGUUGCGGCAGUACGCUUUCCUCUCCUCACUCCUAAACAACAGUUUCAAAACAAAUGAGCACCCGGACGUUAAGCCCGAGGAUAUCGUGAGCAAAGAGACAACCACAGCCAACGACGAGUUUACGGCCUUCAUGAAAGGAUCAGAUAAAUCGACGGAUGCGGAUCCCUUCCCCAUUGACAUAGCACUCACCGCACAUCCCGUUCCCCGACUGAGAGUCGUGUUUCCUUUCAAAGGCCGAACAGCCAAUAUCACACUCGAGAUUCAGCUCGGCGGAAAAGUACACGUCAUCUCGGACAAUAUUUUCAGCUCCGAUGUGGAUGGCAUUCAAAAAGGAGACGAUCCCUCAUCCUGGAACGGCCCUGGAAAUCGAUUGAGUGCCGAGCAGUACGGCGAGAUGCUCGAGAUGACUGAUCACAUUGGCAAGUGGGUCGAGAGGAUCAAGUACAAGUUCAAUGAUCAAUGA